UUUCAGAAGUUUACUUUGUGUGGCCUUGAGCAUAAUCAUUCUCUUACAAGAUUUUUUAUCACCAUUAAUAAUAAUGAUAUUGUAGUGUCCUCUCAAUGUAUCCAAGGCCACUUUACAGUGUUUGGGAAGAGUGCACCGGGGGGAAGGAAAGAGAAGAAGAAAGCAGUAAUGCAGUCAUUUUGGAAGCUAAGAACUUACUCCAGGGGGGGAGGACACUGAGUACAGACAGAAAGUAAAGGUCGUCUGUCACCAUGACCACCAAAACCAUGGACUGAUGGACUUGACACAAGGCAGGUUCUGACCCAAAGAUCAAAACUGGACCUGUCCUCAUACAGUGCCCGUGUGGUUUUUGUGAGUUGGAGCUGAGUGCAGUGAUCCUCAUGUGUUUGCAUGUGUGGAGCCUUCUGAAACAACAAUCGCGCCACAUUCAAAAUCACAGAGAUUGCCCCCUUCAUUCAGUCAAAUUCACAUUCGAUUUGACCUAAGCGCCUGACCUGAGGCUGCGUGCUUUUAUGCAGUGCAGCUGCCACAUAAUUGGCUCAUUAAGAAGGUCGGCAGGUAUUUUCUAAUAAAGAAUAAAGUGAGAGUAAUUACGAUUUAAAAUGAAGGAUGAUUACUGCAAUUACCUUUCACAAAUGACAUCUGCUGACUCUACGGACUAUAUGUCUGCAUACAUGCGCUUGUUCUGUCAACAAAUAUAUACAGUAUGUAAAAGGUGAAACAAACACAGUGACUCACCUGCAGAUUAAAUAUCCUGCGGAGAAGGAGAUUGCAUCUAAGAAACAGGUUGUUUUCUGAGAGUUAUCACCUGAGGGAAACAGGUGUACAGGCUUGGUUUGUCUGUGGGAAGUAAAAUGUUUCCAAUUCCAGAGCCAAACUGGUUCAACAGGCUGUGACGUCACGUCUGUCUCCAACCUGCUAUGAGCUUCCUCCAACCAAGCUUCAUUUGUCCACGCAUCCUGUUUGAGCAAAUGAUCUCCUGAUGGAACCCCCUUCAUAUGAAGAGGCCAAUCUCCACCCUUCCGCUCUGAGAACAGGAGGAUUCAGCUUCCCACCUCCCCCCUCCUACUACGCCUCCCUCUCAUCCCCCUCCACGCCGCCUCCCACCUACGUAGAAGCAGUUACGAUUCAGCCGGAUCCAUUUCCUGUCCUGUCUGUCCACUCUGUGCCCACUACUCAGACCUCACUUCCGCAAAACGCUGGGAACGUAAUACAUCCACUCACACAAGUUGGUGCAGGACGGCGUCACCACACCCACCAAACUCAGCCUGCUGUGGUUGUGAUUCAGCCGCCGCCUGUUCCUAUCUCUGUCACAUACCUGAGAGACAUUCCCGGUUUGGUGUGCUGCCCGCACUGCCACCACACUGUCACCACACAAGUCACAUACCUGCCAGGGAAAGCUGCCUGGUGCAUGUGCUUUCUUCUGUCAGUGAUGGGGUUGAUCUGUGGUUUCUGCCUGAUCCCGUUACUUGUACGCGGACUGCAAGAUGCUUAUCACUCGUGCCCGCAGUGUGGAAACAAAUUGCACGUGUACAAAAGAUGACGCUGUCUGGGAUUUACAGGCCUCCUCUUCUCCUCCUCCCUCCACCCAAAAAAGCACAACAUGGAUAGUUUGUUACGAGCUAAGCAGCUCGCCCUGGAGACAUCUGUGUGACACUACUGUAUCUAAUUAAUAAGAGUACAUACUGGACCGUACUCUAUGGAUGGACACAUGAGAAAAGGACUGUGCUGCGAUUUCGGAGACAUUUCUGUGGACUUUUUGUUCAACAAGAAUUAAAACUCUCCUCAGCUGAUUUUCUCACGGAAAAAUAAUAAUAAUGAUAAUGAUAAUAAAUCUACAGGGGGUGAGUAUACGACACCAACAAAAUCAUUUUGACUUUAAAUUAUGAAUUUGCUAAGAUGUGUACUUUCUGACAUUGACUAUGUUUACAUGUAUUACCUUAAACUAUCAAACUCAGAAUAAGGAAUAAUCAGAUUAACACAUAGGAAGUCUUUAGUUACGCCUGCAUUUGUCUUAAUCUGAUAAAUGUGUUUUGACAGAAGUAGCCGUGAGUCAUGAUAGGACUACUUUCUGUAACAUGUGUACAAGGAUAUGAGUGGAAUUUUUUUUACAUAAACUAAUGUCUCAGAAUCAGAAUCUGAAUACUUAUUUGGAAUAAGUCACAUUACUGGUUUCCAUAUAAAAAUAACCAUGUUAGUCAUAGGAAACUAAAUGGAACUCAGCCCUUGUUACUUUUGUUUACUUUACACCUGUUGCUUUUCCUGCUGUGUCUGCCAUGAAAAAGUCUUUUUGUAAGAUACUGUUCACAAGCAUUUCUAAUAUAUAAAACUUCCCUGUACCAAACUGCAGGGAUCAUUCAGUCUCUUCUGUAUUUAUAUAUAGAUAUACAUUUUUCUGCCUUGUGCAAAAUCAAUAAACAUAAAACGUAAUAGUUGGAAAGGGUGCAAGCAUGAGGACCUAGCAGAGUUUGCCGAUAUCUAAUAAUUAUAUUUUUAAGUUAAAUAUCGGCCAAUACCAAUAUUAUUGUGCUGAUAAUAUUGUGCUUCCGUUUAUAAUACUGCGUAUAUACGGUAGGAAAUCUCUUUUUGUAUCUGACCAUUUAUCAUUUGUGCUGAUUUCAAAAAUGAGAUGGAAGAGAAUUUUGAAUCAGUUCCUGUGGAGUUUGACCUCGAUUCAGCACAAACACUGACAAACAACAUGAUGUUGAGGCCAUGGUCUGAAUCACCAUAACACAAAUCAUGUUUCCAUUUCCAAUUUCAUUCCACCACAAGAACAAAUAUUCACAUUUACCAAAGACGAUGGGGACAACUUGACCUGGUAUGGAAGCCUGAUAUUUUAGUUUUAAAGUAAACAAAGCCUAACACACACAUCUUACUUUCAGCCUGUGACAGAUGGGCAGAAUGUUUAAUAUGGAGACCAACCCUAAUAUAAAAUAUAAAUGUUUUGUUUACUGUUAAUUAUUUGUUUACACCAGUACAGUUUGCAUAUAUGUUGUAUUAUUGAAUUGUGGUUUUAUUACAAAUAAAUCAUCAGUUGAGAAACAAUA
Molecule: messenger RNA, 3047 nt
Organism: Solea solea (common sole)
Lineage: Eukaryota; Metazoa; Chordata; Actinopteri; Pleuronectiformes; Soleidae
Product: lipopolysaccharide-induced tumor necrosis factor-alpha factor homolog
Exons: 5
Coding region: 983-1543 (186 amino acids)
Molecular function (GO): zinc ion binding
Source: RefSeq, a predicted model, not a curated record